GGGCCCCUCCCAGUCUCCAGAGCCACCUCCCUUAGCAACCAGCAACCAUCUUGGCAACAAGACGCAAAGCUUAAGCAGGGGCAGCGUGACAGGACGCACGAACGGACUCAGGCCAGCUGUCCAGAGAGCCGGCCCAGCAUGGACACCGUGGAGGCCACCAUGGAGAAGCUGCGGGCGCAGUGUCUGGCCCGGGGGCCCUCAGGCAUCCAGAGCCUGGCCAGGUUCUUCCGAAGGCUGGACCAGGAUGGGAGCAGCUCCCUGGACUCAGCCGAGCUGCAGAGGGGCCUGGCUGAGCUAGGGUUGGUGCUGGAGCCAGCAGAGGUGGAGGCCGUGUGCAGGCUGUGGGACCGCGAUGGCAGUGGGACGCUGGACCUGGAGGAGUUUCUGCGGGCCCUGCGGCCCCCCAUGUCCCAGGCCCGGGAGGCCAUCGUUGCAGCCGCCUUUGCCAAGCUGGACCGCAGUGGAGACGGUGUGGUGACCGUGGAUGACCUCCGCGGGGCGUACAGCGGCCGCAGCCACCCCAAGGUGCGCAGUGGCGAGUGGACAGAGGAGGAGGUGCUGCGCCGCUUCCUCGACAACUUUGACGCCCAUGACAAGGAUGGGCAGGUCACCCUUGUGGAAUUCCAAGACUACUACAGCGGGCUCAGCGCCUCUGUGGACACCGACGAGGAGUUUGUGGCCAUGGUGACCAGUGCCUGGCGGCUCUGAGCAGCAAGCCCAGGAGCCCCCCCAACCCCCUUACCUGGCCAGGUGGCCUCAGGGCAAAGCCCAAAGGGGACUCAGGGGGAGGGGGGCUGGGCAGCAGGGCUGAAGAACCGGCUGGACCAGGUCUCCCGUUGGGCUGCCAGGCAGAUGUGGGACAGGAGGACAGCAGAGCUGCCCUCCCUUCCCAGCCACCACAGUCCCCAGGAAGCCAGGUGGGUGGGCAGGUCGGGACAGACGCUGAGCUUGAGGUCCACUGGGACACCUGGCCAGGUGUGGCGCUCACGAGGGUGGGGUGGCUGCCCCGGCUGCUGGGGGCUCUUGCCCUGCAGGCACAGGUGGCCCUGGCCGGCCUUUCCUUCCUGAGGCCCCUGGGGCAUGCAGGAGGCCAGGGUUUUAGUUAAAAGUUUUAAUGUAGUUCCCAAAUACAUUUCAUAUGACAAUCUUACAUAAAUGUUCCAAAACACA
Messenger RNA from Chinchilla lanigera (long-tailed chinchilla), 1170 nucleotides. RefSeq names its product calcyphosine (gene Caps). Gene Ontology annotation, molecular function: calcium ion binding. The transcript is spliced from 5 exons. The annotation marks the transcript as partial. Gene Ontology annotation, cellular component: vesicle. NCBI's taxonomy places the organism in Eukaryota, Metazoa, Chordata, Mammalia, Rodentia, Chinchillidae. The record is from RefSeq and is a predicted model, not a curated record.